AUGGCCGUGGCCGCCGAGGAGGCGCUGCCACCGGAUGAGCUCGCAGGAGGCGGCGCCGCCGCGGCAGGACACCCGCCGUGCGGCAAGAGGGCCGCGGGCCCGCGGGCGGGGGACGCGCCCGACGGCGUGCCUGGCGCCUGCGGGACUGGCGACGCGGAGGCGCCGCUGGACCCGGCCCCCGCGCCGCCGCCGCAGCCCGCCCGCCGGGUGCUGCGCGCGGCGGUGUCCGACCCGAUGGCCCACUUCGGCUCGGGGAAGCUGCCGCCCUGGCUCAGCGCCCUGGAGGAGGAGGCGGGGCUCCCUGCCGACGGGGGCGCCGCCCGCUUGGCCCCCGCCGGCUGCCCGAGCCUGCCUGGUUCCCCGCGCAGUUCCCGCGCCGAGGAGGAGGAGCGCAGGGAGUCUGUGGCCGCCGGCCAGGCGGCUGCGGACGCGGAGCUGGCCCUCGCCGCCCCCGACGAGGCCGCGCCCCCCGCUGUGGCUUCCGCCACGGGCACGGAGGACCGGCAGGGCUCCGACCUGACGGCGUACUGCGGCAUGCUCGAGCAGCGGGUCGCCCAACUCAGGCUGGCCCUGAGGCACAGCGAGGCGGCCAACGCCGCGCUGCUGCGGAGACUCGCAGGCUCCGACGGCGCCCACGCCCCCGGCGCCGGGGCGGGGCCCCCCGCGGCCAGCGCGCGCCCAGAGGCGAUGCCGUGCUGCAUCUGCCUCUCGGCGCAGAGCGAGUGGGCCUUCACGCCGUGCGGCCACAGGUGCGUCUGCCGGCUCUGCGGCAUCUCCGCCGUGCGCACGGACCGACGGUGCCCCAUCUGCCGAGCCGUCUCCGGCCGCGUGCUUCGCAUCGUGGACCCCUGA
Messenger RNA from Prorocentrum cordatum, 852 nucleotides. NCBI's taxonomy places the organism in Eukaryota, Dinophyceae, Prorocentrales, Prorocentraceae. The record is from the annotation of a GenBank genome assembly.